UUUUCUUUUCUUUUCUUUUCUUUCCCCUAUAAUCACUCUUUUCUUCUCUAUAGUACUACACUACUACUAACUCUUACAUGUAAACACUCCAUUUAUUAAUAUUCCCACCUUUGUAGUAAUUUGUUGUACCAUUAAACUUAGGAAUUAUCAAGAGAACACACACACAAAAAAAAAAAGUAAAAAUGGCGGGAACAGUUAUUGCAGUAGAUUCAGCAACACAAACAUAUGAUUUUUUGUCAGAUGAAGAAGAAGAAUGUUAUAAUGUGCAUGGAAUGGGGAAUUGUAGUCCCAGAGUGGUUGUGGAUACUUCACACCCAUUCGAGUCGGUUGAAGAAGCUGUUAUUCGCUUUGGUGGUCGUGGCUUUUGGAUCCCUCGGCCUAUUCUUGCUCCAGAUGAUCAUUAUCAUAACACAGAACAACCUGAUGUGCAAAAACUCGAUGAUCGAACCGCAACAAUGCUAAAAGAUCUACAAAAGAAAGAACAAGAAACACAAGAGAUCCUAAAAGAACUUGAGCUAACCAAAAGGCUAGUAGAAGAACUAAAACAAAAGGUCCCAAAAGAACCUCCUAACAAAGAGUAUGUGAACAAAUAUCCUGUUGAUCAUACCAUUGUGCAACCCACAAGCAAGAACGAAGAACAAUCGAAUCAAAUCCCAUCAUCAGCUGCUGGGGUUAUAAUGAUGGAGUUAAAACAAGCGAAACACAGUCUUUAUCGGAACACCCAUGAUCUUGCUGAGCUCCGCGCUUCUGUGGAGGCACUCAGCAAGAAAAUGGAUGAUAAAAAAGUGUCGUUGGAAAGGCCUCGAGACAUUACUGUUGGUGGGUGUGUUAACUCGAUGGCAAUCUCGAGGGAGCUUAGAGAGCUGAACUAUGAGGCAGAACAGUUUAUGAAGACAGCAGAAGCAGCAAGAUCAGAAGUUAUGAAGGCAAUGUCAGAUGUUGAGCAGACUAAAACAGGGCUAAAAAUGAUAGAAAUGAGAUGGGUUGUGGCUAAAAAACUCGAGGAUGCUGCUCGGGCUGCUGAAAGUCUUGCACUAGCCGAGAUUAGGGCAUUAACAAGCAAUGAAAGUGUGGUGUAUGAUCAGGGUAAUAGUCAGAAUCAUCAGCAAAAACAGGAUAGAAUUAGUCUCACGUUAGAAGAGUAUUGUGCUUUAGCUGAUAAGGCUCAAAAAGGCGAAAAUAUGUUCAAAAAGAGGUCGGAAAUGGAUGGAAAUGAGGAGAAAUUAAGGAAGAUUGAGGCAUUUAGAAACUCGUUUCCUACACGAGCUACACGAAGGGACUCUAGGUUGCUCGAUGGGAAUGAGUUCGAGUAUGGUAGGAGCGAGUGUAACAAGGUGGUUGCAAGGCCAACGACAUCGAUUGGUGAUAUUUUGAGUAGGAAACUUGUGUUGAGGGAUGAUUUGGAAGUCGAGGCGAAGGAAGAGAGGAGUGUAGGAGGGAAACAAAGAGUGUCAUUGAAUCAAAUGUUGAGGAGACAUAGAGGAGAAAGUGUUUCUCCUCCUAAGAGAAGAGGAAAAGAAGGGAAUGAAGGGAAGAAUUUUUUUUCUAAGAGAAAGGGAUUAGGAUUUGUUCAUAUAUCACUUCCUAUGUCUAAGCAUAAUAAGAAUAAGAUCCAAGCAUUGAAUUUUUGGCGUGGCGAUGAUGAGUAAAUGAAUUAUAAUGAAUGGUUGUGUGCAGGGGCAGAGCAGAAAUACGUUCUAAUUUUGAAAGUGAUUAGUAUUUGAGAUAUCUUACUUUAUGGGAUAUUAUGCGAUUGGGCACCUUGCACAUGUUCAGAUUUACCUUUGGUAAUUGUGUGCUUUAAUAUUAGCUAACAUAUUCUUUCUUAUAUUAUUAGUAUGUUUGUAAUCUUUCUUCGAUUGUGUGGUGCUUUCUAUUUAUGUUUGUAUUUGGGUUGUAAAGGGUUUUCUCUAUAUGAUUUGUGCUUAUAUUUGGAGUAUGAAUGGAUUCCUUCGUUUGUUUGAA
Molecule: messenger RNA, 1965 nt
Organism: Amaranthus tricolor (Joseph's coat)
Lineage: Eukaryota; Viridiplantae; Streptophyta; Magnoliopsida; Caryophyllales; Amaranthaceae
Product: WEB family protein At3g51720-like
Exons: 2
Coding region: 183-1649 (488 amino acids)
Source: RefSeq, a predicted model, not a curated record